Molecule: messenger RNA, 1401 nt
Organism: Durusdinium trenchii
Lineage: Eukaryota; Dinophyceae; Suessiales; Symbiodiniaceae
Source: the annotation of a GenBank genome assembly
AUGGGCAAGAUGAAAGUGUCUUGCGUUCUCUCAUGGCUAUGUUCAUGCCUGGCCUUGUGGUCAUGUUCGUUGACUCUACGAGGAUGUGAGAUUAUCGAUGAGGAUCCUGGCUCAACAACUGCCGCCAACUUGACGACUGCCGCCCCCACCCCGACCAUGGCAGAGACCACGGUCACAGGUUCUGCGCAAGAGACCACGGCGCCGACCACCACGACGAGCGCCACGACGACGUCGACGACGACGACGACGACAGGUACCACGACGACGACGAAGGCUCCACUUGGUGUUUGCUGGGGUGGUCAGAAGUAUGAUGGUGCAGCCGGAGAGUGUUCAGAGGUUGAGCUGAGAGGUGCCACGCGGGUGAUCUCAAACACCUGUGCCUACGUCGCCUUGAAAGGUGGUACAGGUGUGUGCUGGGGAGACAAGUCUUGUGGAGCAGAUUGUCCAAACAUUGACUUUGCAACAGAAGUCUAUGCCACGGAGCUUGCUUUUCUGGCCUUGAACACGGCCGAUGGGAGCGGCGUUUGUUGGGGACGAGAUGAGAGUACCAACUAUUACGGAGAGAACUGCUCCGGCCUUGACUUUACUGGCAUCACUCAUGUCUACAGCUCAGCAACAGACUUUGUGGCCUGGAACAGCAAUUCUGGCACCGGCUUUUGCUGGGGCAGAAAUGGCGGCUGUACCGACCAGGACUUCACAGGCAUCACCCAGAUCUAUUCGUCGAGCAAUGGAUUUAUCGCUUUGAAUCGCAAUGCAGGCACGGGCUUUUGUCUCGGCAAAUUUGCACAUCGCCACUAUUGCAGCCGCUAUGACUUCAGUGCUACGGACUUGGAAGUCUACGCCUUCGACGACGGCUUCGUUGCCGGGCCAGCCGGUGGACAAUACCAAUCAUCCACCAUGGAUGUAGGGUCGCUGGCUAGUGGCAGCUUGACGGGGACCACGCACACCUAUUCCACCGAUAAGGCUUACCUGGCCCUGAAUAUGAAUGCUGGAACUGGCGUUUGCUUCGGAGAUGCGAGCAAAGGAGGAGAUUGCUCCCAGAUUGACUUCACCGGUGUGACCAGCGUGCAUGCCACGGAAGGAGCCUUCUUGGCUUUCAAGAAGGCUUCGGGUACCGCCACUUGCUGGGGGGACAUCGACUGCAGUAGUGUGGACUUUACCGGCGUCACAGACGUUUACUCCACGAUCCGUGCCUUUCUCGCCCUGAACCGCAACAGUGGAACGGGUGUUUGCUUUCCAACGGAUGCCAGCGAUGAUGAUUGCUCACAGAUCGACUUCACUAACGUCAGCCAUGUGCUUUACACUCGAACAGGCUUCUUGGGCAUCAAGUCGGAUCAGCCUGAUCGGCUCAGUACGGCAGGAUAUCGUGAUCACUUUAACCCCUUCGUGGUUCCGUCAUGA